CUUGUUUCUGCAGAUUCCUGAUAAAAUAGACAGAAAGAAAAACCCUUUUCAGAGAGUUUUCCUUUGUUGCAUUCUUCACUCUUUGUUAAUCGGUUCUGUCUCUAUCGGUUGCGGGUAGAGGUGGCAGCACAACACUCUUUUCCUUUCCUUUCUUCUCUUCUCUUCUCUUUCUCUGCCAUUUUUUUCUCUCAAAGCUUUUCCACCAAUUCAGCUCUCCCUGACAAUGAGAUCUAUCUGAUCUCACCCUUCCUUUUCUUUAAGAGAAAACAAUCCAAUAAUCCAACAACAACAACUAUAUAUAUACUUCAUCACUUGCUUUUUCUUUCCUUCACCCUUUUCUUCUUCUUACUAACCUCUCAAUCUCUUCUUUCUCUCAACUUUCUUGUUGCAUACAAAGUCUUCUGUCUUUUAUAUCACUACAAGAAAAACUGAUAUUGUCGACGAUCAAAAUUCAUCGAUAAUGUUUAAAAUUCGUCGGUAAAUCAAUCAGGGAGAAACUUUCUCAUCUUUGGUGGAAGAUUUUGUACUGCACCACUUGAUCUGCUACUUCCAAGAGAGAAAUCAAGAGAUAAAAAGGAGAGAGGGAGAAUAUGAAUAAUUUUUCUCAUGUUCCCCCUGGUUUUAGGUUCCACCCAACUGAUGAGGAACUUGUUGACUACUACCUGAGGAAGAAAGUUUCCUCAAGAAGGAUUGACCUAGAUGUGAUAAAAGAUGUUGACCUAUAUAAAAUUGAGCCAUGGGAUCUUCAAGAACUUUGCAGAAUAGGAACAGAAGAGCAGAAUGAAUGGUACUUCUUCAGCCACAAAGAUAAGAAGUAUCCAACAGGAACUCGAACAAAUAGAGCAACUGCAGCAGGGUUUUGGAAAGCAACUGGAAGAGACAAAGCUAUCUAUUCAAAGCAUGAGUUGAUAGGAAUGAGGAAAACCCUAGUUUUCUACAAAGGUCGAGCCCCCAAUGGACAAAAAUCAGAUUGGAUCAUGCACGAGUAUCGACUUGAAACAGAUGAAAAUGGCACACCCCAGGAAGAAGGAUGGGUCGUGUGUAGAGUAUUCAAAAAGAGACUAACAACCAUGAGAAAACUGAGUGAGCAUGAUUCUCCAUGUUGGUACGAUGAACAAGUUUCUUUCAUGCAAGACAUGGAUUCACCAAAGCAAAGUUCUCAACCUAAUAAUUUGCCCUACCAGUUUCCAUAUCCAUGCAAGAAAGAGCUAGAUUUGCCCUACCAUCUCCACCUUCCAUUGGAGAACCAAAAACUGCUUCAAUCUGCAUCCAACUCAAUCACACCAUAUGCUGUAGUAGAACAAAACCAUGUCAUGCACCAAGUCUCAAUCAUGCACCAAGUUCAACACUCUGCUCAACAACAAAAUUUUCAGACAGUGUUUGGAAACAGUGGCAAUGAACAAGUUGCAGAUUGGAGAGCUCUUGACAAGUAUGUUGCUUCACAACUCAGUCAGGAAGAUGCACCCAAAGAGAACAGUUUCUCAAACACCAACACCAACUCCACCAACAACAACAACAACAUGUUUCUUGGGAAGAACAAUGACAACAUUGAACAGUUGGGAGACAUGGAGAAGGAGGAAAUGAUGCCUGAAAAUGCCUCAACUUCAAACUCAAGCUGUCCAAUUGACAUGUGGAAAUAGUGGCUGCUUCCAUUGAUGUUGACUUUAUACUAUUGAUAUAGAGUACUAUUAGUUAAUAUCAGAAAAGAAGGAAAAAAAAUAAAUUACAAUUUCUUGUACAUAAUAAGUGAAAUCAAAUACAUGACAUUAAAGCUAGUGCAUGUGUGAACUCUUUGGCUUCACCUCUUGCUAGCAACAAGUGGAAAUUUAUUGGAAUAGAAAAAUAAUUAGUAGAUAUAUGAUCAUAUAUUUCCCAUGAGAGAUAUAAGCUUUGCUGCAGAAUUUGUAGUUAUUGUGUGGUUUAAGAAGAUGGCUCUAGCCACUAAGAUGUUGUUAUGUUUGUAUUUUAAAUUCAAAUCAAAU
Messenger RNA from Vigna unguiculata (cowpea), 1982 nucleotides. RefSeq names its product NAC domain-containing protein 7-like. Gene Ontology annotation, biological process: regulation of DNA-templated transcription. The record is from RefSeq and is a predicted model, not a curated record. Lineage: Eukaryota; Viridiplantae; Streptophyta; Magnoliopsida; Fabales; Fabaceae. Gene Ontology annotation, molecular function: DNA binding.